AUGACAAAGCUGAAUAUCGAUUUGCACCUUACGUUUGUGCCUAGUUUUCAGAACCAAGCAGAUCCCCACUCACGACACCUUACCCUGCAGGACGCUAAAUUAUGCCCAUCCUUAUGGGUAGUCGUACAAGAAUUGUAUGGCGGCGAGGAUGGACACGCUGUCGACUUAAUGGCGCGUCCCUCAAACGCUCAAUCCGACUUGUCAGGUGCCCACUUACCGUUUUUCUCUGAGACUCUUCUGCCUGGAUCCCUGGGAAUAAACGUCAUCGUGCAGUCACCUGAUCUUUAUGAUGUGUCCAUAUUUAAGAACCUUUACGUGUUUCCACCGAUCUGCCUUAUACCUCACGUUAUCCAGUAUCUGCGAAGCUUGCAACUAUCCUAUACCAUCGUGAUUCCUGACGUAUGCCCAAGGCGUUUUUGGUGGCCCUUGUUAACGUCUACAUGUUCCUUCGGCGCGACACCU
This is a messenger RNA of Porites lobata, 462 nucleotides long. NCBI's taxonomy places the organism in Eukaryota, Metazoa, Cnidaria, Anthozoa, Scleractinia, Poritidae. The record is from the annotation of a GenBank genome assembly.